UUCAGAUUGUUCACACAGUACCAGCUAGACUGCCUUUCUAGUGUUCUGAAUCUUCUGCCAAAAAAAAUGCCUCGUCAAGGAAGAUCACGUGCCCCUGCCAGAGCAUCACCCCCACCAACACGUGCUGCUGCCCCUGCUCCUAGGGCUGCACCUCCCCCAAGUGUCCCUGCUCAUGCACCCCAAGCACACCCACCAGCACCCAUGCAGCAAAUGCCCCAGCAGCCAUCCAUGUUUGCCCAGAUGGCGGCAACAGCUGGAGGUGUUGCAGUUGGUUCUGCCAUUGGACAUGUAGCUGGACAUGCUUUGACUGGCAUGUUCAGUGGAGGAUCCUCUUCUGAAGCUGCUGCUGCUCAGCCAGUUCAGCAACAAACUGCAGCUCCCCAAUAUGGAGCAGCCGCUCCCCAAGAGCCCACUGGUCCAUGUGCUUGGGAAAUCAAACAGUUCCUGGCCUGCUCUCAAAAUCAGAGUGAUUUGACUCUGUGUGAGGGAUUCAAUGAAGCUCUAAGACAGUGCAGACAGAGCCAAAGCACCUACAUGUAAAAAUUGGAGAACACAGCCUGUGGGCUUUAGGAUGGAUUAGAACUGACAUCAACAAAAAAUUGACCUAGUGUAGAUCAUCUAAUCGAUCUCUGGAUAGGAAUACAAUUUAUUGGUUUCAAUAUAAA
This is a messenger RNA of Daphnia carinata, 665 nucleotides long. It is a transcript of the gene Chchd2, whose product is annotated as coiled-coil-helix-coiled-coil-helix domain-containing protein 2-like. The transcript is spliced from 4 exons. Gene Ontology annotation, biological process: mitochondrion organization. NCBI's taxonomy places the organism in Eukaryota, Metazoa, Arthropoda, Branchiopoda, Diplostraca, Daphniidae. Gene Ontology annotation, cellular component: mitochondrion; nucleus. The record is from RefSeq and is a predicted model, not a curated record. Bases 67 to 540 code for a protein of 157 amino acids.